Molecule: messenger RNA, 492 nt
Organism: Rotaria sp. Silwood1
Lineage: Eukaryota; Metazoa; Rotifera; Eurotatoria; Philodinida; Philodinidae
Source: the annotation of a GenBank genome assembly
AUGGAUCUUGAAUAUACUGUAACAGAAACUGUAAUAACUCUUAGUGGUUUAGUCAUUGAAAUUAAUUAUGAAUUUGAUGAAAUAACAGUAGAAAAUGUGAAACGUGGUACAAGCGUUAAACAAGAACGUCGCAGUCGAUCAUAUGUUGCAAAUAUUACACGUGAACAUUAUAAUGCAUUAGUUCGUAGAACACCAGGUGCAUUAGAAUUUGAUGAAUUUAUUCAUGUUUUGCGUCCAUUUAUGAUGGGAUUUUAUAAACACAAUGAAUUAGAAAGAGCAUUUCAUAUUUUAGAUAAAGAUCGCUCGGGUACUGUUCAUGUUAAUGAAAUAAGUAUGUUUUUACCCGUAAUAAAUGAAUCUGCAACACAUGGUAUGUUAAAAAAUUAUAUAAAACAAGUUCAUUCGAAUGUUGACAAUAAUUUAAAUUAUGAUGAAUUUCGAGCAUUGAUCUUAAAAGGAAUUGGCCGUGAUAUACUUUGCCAUAGUGGAUGA